Trichobilharzia regenti is the source of this 867-nucleotide messenger RNA. NCBI's taxonomy places the organism in Eukaryota, Metazoa, Platyhelminthes, Trematoda, Strigeidida, Schistosomatidae. The record is from the annotation of a GenBank genome assembly.
AUGCACUGUUUAAAGUUAAAGCAUCUUUUAUCAUCACAUAUAAAUUCAUUUAUCAUGAAUAAUAAAAUUAUUACUGUUAAAGAUGCAAGUUUAAAUUUAAGUUCAAUUGUUCAAUUAUUGAAUCAAGGCGGUGUUAUAGCUCUUCCAACAGAUACUAUUUACGGGUUAGCAUGUUCUGUGUAUAAUACUGAAGCAAUUGAAAGAAUAUGUCGUAUAAAAGGUCGUUGUGAAACGAAACCAAUGGCUAUUUGUUUAGAUCAGGUAUCAAAUAUCUCACAUUGGUGUGAUACAAAAAAUAUUCCAUGCGGUUUAUUAUCUAACUUAUUACCUGGUCCUGUGACUGUACUACUUCCACGUUACGGUGGUAGUGGUGGUGGUAAUGUCAACAGCAAUAACAACAAAUGUCAACAACAAGAUCCAUUAAAUCCCCGUUUAAAUCCAACAGAGAAACGUGUCGGUGUACGUAUUCCAGAUUCUGGUUUUAUACGUAAAUUAAUAUCAGCUUUACAUGAAGAAAGGAAACAGUUGGAUUCUGUUAUCAGUGACAAUGGCCAUGAUGAUGAUGAUGUUGGUCAUGGCGGCAGCGGUGGUCAUCCAUUGGUAUUAACCUCAGCUAAUUUAAGUGGACAGACAUCAGCCCUUCAAAUUGAGGAAUUCUCUGAGCUUUGGCCUUCAAUCGAUCUGAUCAUUAAUGGUGGUCCAAUACAAACAUCAUUGAAUUCGGAGUGUAAUCGAGCUGGUUCAACUAUUGUCGAUUUAUGUCAGUGUGAUCAAUUGCUGUAUUCUAUUAUACGAGAUGGAAGUGCGCUUGAUUCUACAGUCGACAUAUUAGAAGGUCGUUAUCAUUUGAAAAGAACAAAUUCUUAA